UCUGUGGAACCGCCUGUCCACCUCCACUACCUCCCAACCCCCAUGUUUUCUUCACAGUGUGCCUCAGAUCCCAACUCCUCCGUGCCAUUUUUCUUUUCUUGGGUUUCAAUUGCUUUUCAAAGUUUCUUUCUUUUGGUGAGUGAGUGAGAGAGAGAGAGAGAGAGAGAGAGGCCAUCACCCAUGCGAUUGUGCAGCAAGCAUCGACUGAACGUGCAAGGUGUACCAGACCCUGCUCUGGACGGCGAAGUGUAUCAUCCCACAUAUGCCUGAGGACAUCCUGAGGACAUGCUAGAAUGAUCUCCAUUGGGCGGAAAAGACACGGACCAUCCCUGAGAAGCACAGUCGCGAAUCUGGGACCAGAAAGAGGUACCGGGGCUCUGGAUGCCAGAAACCCCAGUGCGCAGGAUUACUCAGAUGUUGGAGAGGUUUCCUUAACCCACGCUGGCGAUGCCUCAGGAUGUUUUCCAGGAGGUCACAUAAGAGCCACAUGCCACAGAUGGAGGAGAACCUGAAUGAGAGCCCCUGCUCUACUUCCCUGAAGGAAAGGAGGAAGCCCCAUGCCAUCAGCACGAAGCCGCGCUGGCUCAGGGGUACAAAGGUCACACGCGGGGAUGAUAAUGAGAACUGUGUGCGGUGGACCAUCGAUGCAGGCCUGCUGAAGCAGCGAGUGGAACACCUCGUGCCCGCCUUCCUGGGGAGAGACCCCACAUAUGUCUCCACCUUCUUGGGCACGUACACAACCUUUACUACCACCCAAAAGGUCUUGGAAGUGUUGUUUAUGAGAUACGGAUGCUUCCAUUCGGAGGCUGAGGAGGAUGGCGGACCCCGGGAGCAGGAGAAACGGGCCAUCUCCUCCAUCCUGGGCACCUGGAUGGAUCACUACCCCGAGGAAUUUUUCCGCCCUCCAGACUUCACCAGCUUGAAGCUGCUGCGGGCGUACGUAAGGGUCCACAUGCCCGGCUCCGAGUUGCAGCGCCGCGCCCGCCUUCUCUACUCAUGGCGGAAACACCCUUUGGCAGCAGCUCUAGAGCCCCGUCCAGACGUGCCUCGGGAGCGAGCCCCCGCUAUCUCUGUGGUGCCCACUGCAACCUCGCAGCCCAGGCUGCCGGAAGCCACCAGUUCUCCUGGAGCUCAGCGCGUACGAGAAUCGGAGACCCUCACUGCAGCGACCCCACCAGGGCAUGAGGAAUGGACCAACGAAGGAGGCUGGAUGCUACUGGAACAGCGAGUGGAGCACCUGGUACCUGCUUUCCUGGGUGGAGACCCCUCCUACCUCUUCACAUUUUUGAGCACGUACAGAGCUUUUGCUACCACCCAGCAGGUCCUGGAAAUACUGUUUAUGAGAUACGGAUGCUUCCAUUCGGAGGCUGAGGAGGAUGGCGGACCCCGGGAGCAGGAGAAACGGGCCAUCUCCUCCAUCCUGGGCACCUGGAUGGAUCACUACCCCGAGGAAUUUUUCCGCCCUCCAGACUUCACCAGCUUGAUGCUGCUGCGGGCGUAUGUAAGGAUCCACAUGCCAGGCUCCGAGCUGCAGCGCCGCGCCCGCCUUCUCUACUCAUGGCGGAAACACCCUUUGGUAGCAGCUCUAGAGCCCCGUCCAGACGUGCCUCGGGAGCGAGCCCCCGCUAUCUCUGUGGUGCCCACUGCAGCCUUGCAGCCCAGGCUGCCUGAAGCCACCAGUUCUCCUGGAGCUAAGCGCGUACGAGAAUCGGAGACCCUCACUGCAGCGUCCCCGCCAGGGCAGGAGGUACUCCCAGCUCUGGCUGAUAGUCAGGAGCUGGAAGAGCCACCUGCCCCUUUGGUGGUCCUAGAGCAUGAGCAGCCCUCAGCCCCAGCCGGCGGAGUCACGGAAGGGCUGGAGCAACCACCUGCUGCAGCUGAGCAACCAGCCUCAGCUCCCCAACAGCGGCUCAUGUCGGCUGCAGCCCCACAGGAUGAAUUCCCUCACCUCGACAUUGCGUUCUUUGUCAUGUUAGGAUUAGGCAUAGAGAUAUUUAGUGUACUUAUGUACUAUUGGCUUACACUUAACACAUAAAUUAAGUUUCAAAAAAUUUACUCUGAUCCUUUGAAAUUACAACUUCAAGUGUCAGUACGUA
Felis catus (domestic cat) is the source of this 2096-nucleotide messenger RNA. RefSeq names its product ral guanine nucleotide dissociation stimulator-like. Bases 458 to 2035 code for a protein of 525 amino acids. NCBI's taxonomy places the organism in Eukaryota, Metazoa, Chordata, Mammalia, Carnivora, Felidae. The record is from RefSeq and is a predicted model, not a curated record. The transcript has 12 exons.